Aspergillus vadensis CBS 113365 is the source of this 1080-nucleotide messenger RNA. Its product is annotated as rhodanese-like domain-containing protein. Gene Ontology annotation, molecular function: thiosulfate-cyanide sulfurtransferase activity. Bases 167 to 835 code for a protein of 222 amino acids. Gene Ontology annotation, cellular component: mitochondrion. NCBI's taxonomy places the organism in Eukaryota, Fungi, Ascomycota, Eurotiomycetes, Eurotiales, Aspergillaceae. The record is from RefSeq and is a predicted model, not a curated record. The transcript has 3 exons.
CUAGCAUUAUCAGCUCGACAACUUUCUCGACUUGCCUAUAUCUCUAACCCAGACAUAUCAAGUCAUCUUUCUCAGGGAACACCCCCAACUAUCUUCCCCAUCCGCAACCGCAUCAGCAACACCAACAACCUCAUCUCCAACCCAGAGCUCAAAGCCAACAACAACAAUGGCCUCUCUCCUCCCCCUCCGCCGGGCACCCACGUCCCUCCUCACCUCCACCUCCAAGCCAUCCACCCACCUCGCCCGCUCCCUCACCAGCACCUCCACCCGGACCUUCACAACCAGAUCCUCCACCCUCCUCCCCAACACCAUCACCAAAAGGACCACUGCCAUCAACCCCAUCCCUCGCCCUCACCACCACCCCCUGAUCUCCUCCCCAUCCAUCCGCCAGAAAAGCACCAAAGACAACGACCCCCCCACCUUUCGCCAAUGGGGCUUCGAAGACAUCACCGCCUCCCUCCCCAGCAACACCCCCAACAGCCCGACCCAAAAACCCAUUAUUCUAAUCGACGUGCGCGAGCCCGCCGAGCUCUCUUCCACGGGCAUCAUCCCCUCGGCCGUGAGCGUGCCGCUAGCAUCCCAGCCUGACGCGUUGUUCCUGACUCCAGAGGAAUUCGAGACGAGGUUUGGGUUCCCCAAGCCUGGUGUGAAGGGGGAGGAAGAGGACGCGGAGAUCGUGUUUUAUUGUAAGGCUGGGGUGAGGGCGCGCGCGGCGGCGCAGUUGGCGGAGCAGGCGGGGUAUGAGGCGGGUCGGCUGGGGGUUUAUGAUGGGAGUUGGUUGGAUUGGGCGAAGAGGGGGGGUAGGGUUGAGAGGUGGGAGGGGAAUGAUAAUUAAUUGAUUCUUAGGUAAGUGGUGGUGGUUGUGGUGGCGAUGGUGGUGGAUGAGGGUGAUGGUUGUAUAUAUUACUGUGUAUCAUGUGAAGUUGGAUGAACUACUGUAGGUGUGGUGAUGUACUAGUAUCAGUACUUAUGUUCUGGGGAAAAGUCGAACAAACAAUCAAUUCAACUAGAGAUCCAUGAUUAUCAUUAACAGAAAAACAAAAACCUAGGUAUCGACCACGCUUUACUUUUCCAACCACC